CAGUGUGCCUCUGCCCUCUGCCACAGACAUGAGGUUCAAAUUCCCUCUCAUGGCCCUAGGCCUGGAGGUGGGCAUGAUUGUUUUGUUUGCAUUAUUUGUUGAGUAUGAAACAGAGCAGAUUUCCUCGGGGGUCAACACCACCAGGGUGAAAGACAACGAGAGGUUUCUGAGCUUGUAUCCUUUGUUUCAAGAUGUACAUGUUAUGAUAUUUGUUGGAUUUGGCUUCCUCAUGACCUUCCUGAAGAAAUAUGGGUUCAGCAGCGUAGGCAUCAACCUACUCAUAGCUGCUCUGGGCCUCCAAUGGGGCACUAUCAUGCAGGGGAUACUGCACAGCCAUGGACAGAAGUUUCAGGUUGGAAUCAAAAACAUGAUAAACGCAGACUUCAGCACUGCCACAGUUCUGAUUUCUUUUGGAGCUGUCCUGGGAAAAACAAGUCCAAUCCAAAUGCUGAUCAUGACAAUUAUGGAAAUUUCUGUCUUUGCUGGUAAUGAAUAUCUGGUCGGUGAGAUAUUCCAAGCCUCUGAUAUUGGAGCAUCAAUGACCAUCCAUGCCUUUGGAGCCUACUUCGGCCUGGCGGUAGCAGGUGUCCUGUAUCGGUCUGGCCUGAGAAGGGGCCAUGACAAUGAGGAGUCUGUAUACCACUCUGAUUUGUUUGCAAUGAUUGGGACUCUUUUUCUGUGGAUGUUUUGGCCCAGUUUUAAUUCAGCCAUCGCUGAGACUAAAGACAAACAGUAUCUGGCUAUUGUAAACACGUACUUCUCUCUUGCUGCCUGCGUACUCACAACCUAUGCAUACUCCAGCCUUGUCCAGCAGCGAGGCAAGCUUGAUAUGGUGCACAUUCAGAAUGCAACCCUUGCAGGAGGAGUAGCUGUGGGAACCUGUGCAGACAUGAUGAUCCACUCAUUCAGUUCGAUGAUCAUUGGGGGCGUUGCAGGAAUGGUGUCUGUGUUCGGCUAUAAGUUCCUGACUCCACUUCUUGCUUCUAAACUGAGGAUCCAUGAUACUUGUGGGGUCCAUAAUCUUCACGGCUUACCUGGCAUACUCGGAGGCCUCGCAGGAAUCGUGGCCGUAGCUAUGGGAGUAUCUAACACGUCCACCGUGGCAAUGCAGGCAGCGGCACUGGGCUCGUCCAUUGGAACAGCAGUUGUUGGAGGUCUGAUUACAGGUUUAAUUCUAAGCUUGCCCAUCUGGGGACAGCCACAAGACCAGCACUGCUAUGAUGAUUCUGUUUACUGGGAGGUUCCUCGGUGGAGAGAACAUGACUAUCACUUCCCUGGUCAAGGUGAGCACAGCGAGCUGGAACCUGAAGUCUAAGUGCAAUGCCCGUGCCGCAAAACCCUCUCCAAUAACGGCAGCAUCCAAGUGUAUAUGCAUCAAUAGAACUCAUAUGUCCACUGUAAAAAAGUCCUUUGCCUGUUGCUAUCUACAGAUAGUGAUUGUACUUAAAAAGAAAAUGGCUCACAAAAUAAGCAUUAAAAUGAAUUCUAUUCAGAA
This is a messenger RNA of Ochotona curzoniae (black-lipped pika), 1495 nucleotides long. RefSeq names its product Rh associated glycoprotein (gene RHAG). Gene Ontology annotation, cellular component: plasma membrane. The transcript has 10 exons. The record is from RefSeq and is a predicted model, not a curated record. Gene Ontology annotation, molecular function: ammonium channel activity. Lineage: Eukaryota; Metazoa; Chordata; Mammalia; Lagomorpha; Ochotonidae. Gene Ontology annotation, biological process: ammonium homeostasis; ammonium transmembrane transport. Bases 29 to 1315 code for a protein of 428 amino acids.